AAAAAUAUUUACACGAGAUAUACUCAUUAACAAAUUAACUGCGGAACUCUCCAUCGGCCUCGUGUGCUAGGGGAAGGGUUUCACCGGAACACAGGCUGCUUGAAGCCGAAUGAGUGAGCUGUCAGCUGAUUUUUGACUAUUUUAAACAUUAAACGUGUGGAAAAAUAUGACAGACUCACAAGGGGAGGUGACUCCACUGGAGCUGUAUGAGAAACUUAACGUACAAGGAGAAAAAGUCAGAUCCCUGAAAACAGCUAAAGCAGAAAAGGCUGACAUUGACACUGCUGUUCAACUGCUUCUAAAGUUAAAGACAGACUACAAACAUUUGACAGGACAGGACUAUAAAGCUGGAUGUCCGCCACCAGAGAAUGUGGUCAACCAGGACAAUGGAUCAGCAACAGAUGGGAUUGAUGAAGAAGACAACGUUGAUCCGUGGAAUGUUUCCACCAGCAACGCCAAAGGAGUAGAUUAUGACAAGCUCAUAGUGAGGUUUGGCAGCAGUAAAAUUGAGAAGGAGCUGGUGGACAGAAUAGAAAAGGUCACAGGACAGAAACCGCAUCGCUUUCUACGAAGAGGAAUCUUCUUCUCACACAGAGAUAUGCACCAGGUACUGGAUGCCUAUGAGAAGAACAAGUCCUUCUAUCUUUACACCGGAAGAGGUCCAUCCUCAGAAGCCAUGCAUGUUGGUCACCUCAUCCCUUUCAUCUUUACCAAGUGGCUUCAAGAUGUGUUUGACAUUCCCUUGGUGAUCCAGCUCACUGAUGAUGAGAAGUAUCUGUGGAAGGAUCUAACAAUAGAAGAAUGCCACCGCUUUGCAGUGGAAAAUGCUAAGGACAUCAUCGCCUGUGGCUUUGAUGUCAACAAGACUUUUAUCUUCUCUGACUUUGACUACAUGGGUUCGUCUCCUGAAUUCUACAGAAAUGUGGUGAAAAUCCAGAAACAUGUGACGUAUAAUCAGGUUAAAGGGAUCUUUGGCUUUACAGACAGUGACUGCAUUGGAAAAAUCAGCUUCCCGGCCAUCCAAGCGGCACCAUCCUUUAGCAACUCCUUCCCUCAGAUUUUUGGUGGACGAAAAGACGUACAGUGUCUCAUCCCUUGUGCCAUAGAUCAGGAUCCCUACUUCCGAAUGACACGAGACGUCGCUCCCCGAAUCGGCUAUCCCAAACCAGCUCUGCUGCACUCUUCAUUCUUCCCCGCCCUGCAAGGGGCGCAGACUAAAAUGAGCGCCAGUGACGCCAACUCCUCCAUUUUCCUCACCGACACGCCCAAGCAGAUCAAGAACAAGAUCAACAAACACGCAUUUUCGGGUGGAAAAGACACCAUAGAGGAGCACCGAAAGUUCGGUGGCAACCCGGACGUAGACGUCUCAUUUAUGUAUCUGACUUUCUUCCUUGAUGAUGAUGAACAGUUGGAAAAAAUCAAGCAGGACUACUCAAGUGGAGCUCUUCUAACAGGAGAACUGAAAAAGAUUCUGAUUGAGACUCUGCAGCCGAUGAUUGCCCAGCAUCAGGAAAGACGCAAACAAGUCACGGAGGAGACCGUGAAGCAGUUCAUGACACCCCGGCCAUUGAAUUUUAAAUUGUAGCUCCACCCAAUCAGCUUUUUUUUCCAUGAAAAUGCAGAAGUCAUCUAUGGGAGGAAUCAAUCAGCAUGGCAUUUCCCAUGUUUUUGCCGUCUUUGACAUGAAAUUUGUUGUUUUUUUUGCCAGAUUCAAUAUGUCAUAAAACAAUGAAAAUUACGUUUAUUUAAAAAAUAAAAAUGUUCAAAUCUAAUUGUACUGAAAAGCACUUGUUUGAAUAACAAAAGGCAAUAGUUGAUUAGCAGUACAAGAAUAAUGUAUUAAAAUAUUCAUCAAGCUAAAAAGACUCAAAAAUAUGAAUUGGCAGUUAUUGUUUAAAAAGUCUUAAACCAAAGUGAUAAUGGCUUGUAUUUGGUAGAAUUAUUCAACUUUAUUGUCAUCUGUUUCUGUCUCUGCACAUUAAAAAUAUUCAUGAAUAACA
This is a messenger RNA of Oryzias melastigma (Indian medaka), 2000 nucleotides long. It is a transcript of the gene wars1, whose product is annotated as tryptophanyl-tRNA synthetase 1. Bases 167 to 1585 code for a protein of 472 amino acids. Gene Ontology annotation, cellular component: cytoplasm. The transcript has 11 exons. Gene Ontology annotation, biological process: tryptophanyl-tRNA aminoacylation. NCBI's taxonomy places the organism in Eukaryota, Metazoa, Chordata, Actinopteri, Beloniformes, Adrianichthyidae. The record is from RefSeq and is a predicted model, not a curated record. Gene Ontology annotation, molecular function: tryptophan-tRNA ligase activity; ATP binding.